Thalassophryne amazonica is the source of this 1751-nucleotide messenger RNA. RefSeq names its product zinc finger protein-like 1 (gene zfpl1). NCBI's taxonomy places the organism in Eukaryota, Metazoa, Chordata, Actinopteri, Batrachoidiformes, Batrachoididae. Bases 170 to 1162 code for a protein of 330 amino acids. The transcript has 8 exons. Gene Ontology annotation, cellular component: Golgi apparatus. The record is from RefSeq and is a predicted model, not a curated record.
GAUCUUUUGAAAAUGCACGAAGAAGAUUCAGAAGCGGAAGAGACGUGGCAUAAAUGAUGCAGUUAAGCUAAAAACUAGCUGUUAAUUUUGUUUCUGAAUUUGACAGAUGUACAGAAGUAUUUGAAACCGAUGGGAAUUGUUUAAAGUGUGCCUGACAGCACAUGUGGCUAUGGGUCUCUGUAAGUGUCCAAAGAGGAAGGUGACCAACUUAUUCUGUUUUGAGCAUCGUGUAAAUGUGUGCGAGCAUUGCCUCGUCUCCAACCAUAACAAGUGUAUCGUACAGUCAUAUUUGCAGUGGCUUCAGGACAGUGAUUACAACCCGAACUGUGCUUUGUGUAACAGUCCUCUGACUGCUCACGACACUGUCAGACUGGUCUGCUAUGAUGUCUUCCACUGGUCCUGUCUCAACAGCCUGGCUUCUCGUCUGCCGCAGCACACGGCUCCAGCAGGGUACCAGUGUCCCACAUGUCAGGGUCCAGUGUUCCCACCUUCCAACCUGGCCAGUCCGGUCGUGGAUGUGUUGAAGGAACAGCUGUCGUCUGUUAACUGGGCACGAGCUGGUUUAGGGCUGCCAUUGAUUGAAGAGCCGAUUGUGGUCCUGGAGGAGACGUCAGCUAAUGAUGUCUCCGAUUACACCGACUGGUCAACAUUUGAUGCGAGAGAAAAAAGUGAAAUUUACCCCAGCCACUCCUACAACACUGGACUCAGUCCUCCACCGGCCUCUGCUUCACUCCCAGCACAAGAAGAACUCGGCGGCCCUCACGAGAACGUGGAUCCGCAUGUUCAGGGGGAUGCUGUAGUCGACUUCGCUGCUGCCGUCGCUGCUCACGACACGGUCACACUACACACAGUGUCAUCACCGAGGAAGAUCUACGACACUCGAGAUAUCGGUCCGAGUUCUGUCACACAGAUCGACUUUGAUGAUGACAAAUACAGGCGGCGGCCAGCUCUAAGUUGGUUUGCUCGACUUCUCAAGAACCGCACAGGGGGGAAGCGGGCGUCCCUCUCCUGGAAGCAGCGGGUUUUCAUGCUGCUUCUGGUGGGAGUUCUGGGUUUCUUCACUUUGAUAAUCAUUAUGGCUAAACUUGGACGUGCCUCCGCCGGCUCAGACCCAAACUUAGACCCUCUUCUCAACCCCAACAUCCGCGUGGGUAAAAACUGAUAGCAAGUGAUUCCCUUUUUCUUCUGCAUUACACGAUAUAAUCCCGUGUAGAACAAGCUGAAAUGGGACACUCCAGUACCCGGCGAGGCCAGGAGAGGGAGCAAUUUCCCUACCUUGAGAGGACAAAGAAUGUUGAAUGCUGGGCCUAUUUAUUCCCAUCAUGCAUUAAUGUGUGCCCAGAUCCACAGGUGACCACAUCCCGGUGCCUUUAGGGAUGCCACUUAAAAAACAAAAAUUAACAAGUGUCACAUGCAGACAGAACCUUUCCUGGCUGCGUGAAUAAGGAAGUCCUUUGACACGUGUGUAUGGUUUGGAACAGUUACAGUGUGUGUGUGAUCGGCGUUGUCACACUGCAGAACGUUUUUGCACAGUUACAGAGUGAUUCCACAGGGGACCGCUGGCUGCUUUCAGUGUGCUGUGGCAUUUCUACUUUUGAGUCAAAGUGGCCACUUUAUGAGUGGAAUCAAAUUCUUAACAUGUAACUACAUCACAGGUGUUUAUAUUCUGUAAAAGAGUGCAUUGCUUUUAAAUUUUCCCGACAUGCUGUUUUGUUUUGACUGUCAUUAAAUGGGAAUCCUGCAGAAUUUGA